Messenger RNA from Cooperia oncophora, 651 nucleotides. The record is from the annotation of a GenBank genome assembly. Lineage: Eukaryota; Metazoa; Nematoda; Chromadorea; Rhabditida; Trichostrongylidae.
AUGAAUGUUUACGAAUUUGUGCCGUCGUCGAAAAUGCUCGUAAAGAAGCUUUCGCUCAACGUUCCCGUACCGAAGACCUCGUACUCGAUUGGACGUCUUACACCAGGCUCUGUCUACAACGUUACACUGCAGGCAGGCACGAACUACGGUUAUGGCACGCUGGGAUGGGCUGUGUUCUCCACGCUGAGCCAAGGCGAAGAUGGCUUCGUCUUGAGGCAGCGAAUGAAGACUCCAAACGCCCUCACAUUGACAUGGCCUGCGCAGUGGCUGCCUACUCCCACGUCCAGAUAUACGAUUCGAGCGAAAACUCUCCACUCACCGGACAAGACCGAAAAGGAGAUCAUGAACAUGGGAGUGGGUGAAGUCGGCAAAACUCCAGAGUUCGUUCUUCGAAACCUUCACCCCGGAUCGACUUAUAACGUUUCUAUCACCACAGCUGCAGAGGCAACCAAACCACGAAUGAAGAAGUGGGAUGACGCCAGUCUCUACAAAACUGCAUGGAGUGUCUUCUCAACAUUACCACAGGGUGAAUACAUCGUCAGCGAACCACGAAUCGUUGUUGAAACCGACACAGCUGCCUCAAUCGUCUUCCAGCCACUUAAGCACCUUGGCAAUGUUCAAUACCAGGUAUCAAAGAAAGUUGAUCUAUAA